GAUAAUCAGCCAGCUCCUCUAUUUUAUCUGGGCUUUUUCCAUUUGAAGUCACAAAAUCUGUUUAAAACCUCCCACUCAUUUAUGAGAUUAUGUCAUUUUCGCUUGUUUUCCUGAAGGAAUGCUGCAUCACUAUUGCUUGUAUUAAUAAAAUAACUUAUGCAAUAAUUAAUUAAUUGGUAGGUUACCAUGCUUGUAUAUACUAAAAUUAUUAUAAAUACUUUUGUGUUUUGUCUACUUUGAGGGGGCCUCCGUACUGUCUGUGCCUGAGUAAACUGGAAUGAGUGUGUUGAGUGUUGUUUUGAACACUUCUUGUUUGGACUUUUUCUGUGUUUGUUGCAGUAUUUUCUGAAUUUGAUCGUGUAAAGUUUUUUUAAUUUUCUUUUUAAAAGCAGUCUUGUAAGCUAAUGCAUUUUGUGGGGUUUGGCAAGUGAAUGGUUCUUCUGAACCAUUGCAUUGAUUGAGCUCAUAGGUCAGGGUUUUUCUUCAAGUUAUUAUAUAUUAGGGUUUGGUCAUUUUGAAGUGCAUGCAAUUAUAUACCUGCUAUUAUAUAUUAGGGUUUGGUCAUUUUUAAGAGUGUACAAUAUAAUACCAGCGUUCUUGGGUUAUGAGUUUAUUAGGUCCUUACCCUUCUGCAGAACAUAUAAAUUGAUAUAUAGGAGUUAGCUGCUGUAACAAAGUGUCGUGGUACAGUUUUGCAUUCUGGGGUGAAAAGUUUCAAAACUGUUUGUAGAGUAUAUAAAUUAUUAUAUUAGAUUUUAGUUGGACUCUAGAAGAAUACUGUUUUAUUACAGGGCGCUGCAAAUAUGUUGAAUGAGCAGGAACUUUUUUCAACCGAGAUUGUGCGUAGAGGGGCUGAGAGCUCUGGCCCUAAUGCGGGAUCCCAGAGAUUCUCUAUUAGAGUUCACAGGAAACUGCCUGACUUUUUUCACUCUGUCAAUGCCAGCCAUGUUAAGUUGGGGUACCAUUAUUUUAUUAGCAAUGCUCUGUAUUUCUUAUCAAUUCCUUUGCUCCUUGUGAUGAAAGAAGCCUUAAGGAAGAACAAUUUAUGGAAACUGUGGGAGCAGCCUAGCCCUGAUUUAGUAAGCUUGCUGUAUGUAUGUGGUUUGAUUGGUUUCAUUGCUUGUGUCUACUAUAUGUGUAAACCAAGACCUGUAUAUCUAGUAGACUUUGCAUGUUCCAAGCCAUCUGAUGAAUUCAAAGCAACUAAAGGGCGUUUCUUGUCUCAUUCCCGGGAAACAGGGUUUUUUGAUGAUAAAAGCCUGGAGUUUCAGAGGAAUAUUCUAGAGAGAUCUGGAAUAGGAGACGAAACAUACUUUCCAGAGGCCAUUUCUGCCUCUCCACCUAGGCUGACCAUGAAGGAAGCCCGUGUAGAAGCAGAGAUGGUGAUGUUUGGUGCCUUGGAUGAGCUGUUUGACAAAUGCAAAGUGAAGCCCAGGGAUGUUGGGAUCCUUGUGGUGAACUGUAGCUUGUUCAAUCCAACUCCAUCUCUGUCUGCCAUGAUUAUCAAUCACUACAAGAUGAGAAGCAACAUUCUGAGUUUUAACUUGGGAGGAAUGGGAUGCAGUGCAGGGAUCAUAGCUCUGGAUCUUGCAAAAGACAUGCUGCAAAUUCAUGGGAAUUCAUAUGCAAUAGUUGUGAGCACUGAGAACAUUACACUGAAUUGGUACCAUGGCACAAACAGAUCAAUGCUUCUGCCCAAUUGUUUGUUUCGCAUGGGAGGUGCAGCUAUUCUCUUAUCCAACAAGAGAAAAGAUAGAAGGAGAUCAAAGUAUCAGCUAGCCCAUAUUGUCAGAACACAUAAUGGACAAGAUGACAGGAGCUACCGAUGUGUCUUCCAAGAGGAGGACUCCAAUGGGACCAAGGGCUUGACCAUAUCCAAGGAGCUCAUGUCAGUUGCAGGCCAUGCACUUAAAGCCAAUAUAACAACUCUGGGUCCAUUAGUACUUCCUCUAUCAGAACAGAUACUCUUUGUUCUCAUACUCUUCUCUAGAAAAGUACUGAAAAUGGGUGUAAAGCCCUAUAUCCCAGACUUCAAGUUAGCAUUUGAACACUUUUGUAUUCAUGCAGGAGGGAGAGCUGUUCUGGAUGAGUUGCAGAAGAAUUUAUCAUUAGCAGAGCAUCACAUGGAGGCAUCAAGGAUGACUCUUCACAGAUUUGGCAAUACAUCAAGCAGUACUAUGUGGUAUGAGCUUGCAUACAUGGAAGCCAAACAAAGAGUGAAGAAAGGUGACAGAGUAUGGCAGCUAGCAUUUGGUUCAGGAUUCAAAUGCAACAGUGCUGUUUGGAAGGCCCUCAAGACCUUUAAAAAACCCACUAAAGACCCAUGGCUGGAUUGCAUUGACAACUACCCAGUAGAGAUUCCAGAAGUCCAGAAAAUCUGAUCCACUCAUGGUUUAGGAAAUAAUUUUUGUCAUGGUUACCAAGUAAGGUCGAUGCCAGAGUAUUAUCCUACUUCUUUAUGUAUGAAAUUUCUAUAAAUUACGGUAAAUCAAUGGACUUGGUUUUAAAUUUUA
Molecule: messenger RNA, 2513 nt
Organism: Cryptomeria japonica (Japanese cedar)
Lineage: Eukaryota; Viridiplantae; Streptophyta; Pinopsida; Cupressales; Cupressaceae
Product: 3-ketoacyl-CoA synthase 4-like
Exons: 1
Coding region: 804-2381 (525 amino acids)
Biological process (GO): fatty acid biosynthetic process
Cellular component (GO): membrane
Molecular function (GO): acyltransferase activity, transferring groups other than amino-acyl groups
Source: RefSeq, a predicted model, not a curated record